This is a messenger RNA of Beauveria bassiana ARSEF 2860, 519 nucleotides long. Its product is annotated as nuclear transport factor 2 domain-containing protein. The record is from RefSeq and is a predicted model, not a curated record. The coding region runs from base 1 to 519 and encodes 172 amino acids. NCBI's taxonomy places the organism in Eukaryota, Fungi, Ascomycota, Sordariomycetes, Hypocreales, Cordycipitaceae. The transcript is spliced from 2 exons.
AUGAGUAAAUCUAACCUGCCAGACGCGUACACCGAGGUGCAGGUCUCUAGCGAAGCUGCCGACAAUUUUGUCAACACCUACUACCAGUCCAUCAACAGCAAGUCAAACAUCCAGGGAUUCUACGUCAACUCGUCGCCGCGGUACUCAAUACCCGCCGACAUCUCCAUCAACGGGCAGCUCGUGGCCACGCCCGCCGACUACCUCAAGCUCGUCGAGGCGCAGGGAAGCGGCGUCCACUACGAAGUCGAGUCGCUCGAUGCGCACGUCAUGAACCCAUCCUUCAAAUUCGGCAUGCCCGACAACGUCCACGACGCGGCCAAGGCGGAGCGCAACGGCAGUCGCAUGAGCUUCGUCGUCACCGCCGUCGGCCGCGUGCAAUUCGGCAAGGCCAAGGACGCGCAACAGAAAAUGUUCAACGAGACGUUUGUGCUGGUUCCCAACUGGGAUGCCAUGGCCAGGAAUCCGCCGCGAGGGGUCAAAAAGUGGCUAAUUAUGUCACAAAACUUUCGUGCCCUGUGA